AACUUUGGAAAGUCCAUGUUACUAAAAAUAAUCUGACGUAAUUUCGGAAUUUCCAGUAUCUGCUAGUAAUUUUCCUUAAAGAAUUUUGUAAUGAAUCAUUGAAAAAAAGAAGAGAAAAUGGAAGACAGAAGUUUAUCAAAGGAUGAAGAUGUUGAGCCUGAUGGAGGAACCAUUCACUGGCAAACUUUUAAAUUUUCCGACUGUCACACAGCUAUGGAUGAUGACAGACAACUCUCUAGUGAUCUUGAAAGGCAUCUCAACCUUAAUUCUGACACGGGAGGGGAGGUAAUGAUGGCAAGAGGUCCAGAAGGGCCAGUGGUUCCGAAGACAGAAUACAAAGCCCAGGGUUGCAUGUUUGCUGGUCAGUCGGGAGCUGCCCAGGCCGGAGGAUUUGGUCUUGGGGUGCCAUCAGCGUACAACCCUUCCAGCUUCCCAGGAUUAUAUCAACCAUCUUCUAGGGCAUCGCCACUGGCACACCCAGAGAGUCAUAAUGUGACAUGGGGACAGCCUACAAAUCCAGGCUUAUGGAGGCAAGAGGACUCUAUGUCUUCACUGGAUCUUGAGAUGGAUAAAGAACCAUCUAUAACUCCAUUUAAUCAGGUCAGAUCUCCUCCCAGCAUGCAAAACUAUUCGAAAGGUGGAUUCCAAAGUGGCAUCCCUGGUGACACCCCCUUAGGGCUCAAUCAGAAAAAAUACAUGCAUGAAGAUAACCUGAGGCGAUAUGACGGGGAUGCAGGUUAUGACUUAAGCAACCAACAGCACCAGAGGUGGCAGCACAACGUUCACCUGCAACAGUCGGCACCUUCACCAGUUACCACGGCAACACCUGUUGAACACGAUGCCAUGGUUGUUGAAGAGACAUAUACAUUCGAACUUGAUGAGUUUGGAGAAGGGCCUUUACAUACACUGUCAGCCGUCACAGACAAAACAACACUAGCCAAGUCUAUUGAAUUACUUCAAAAGUGUGAUGUUGUGAAACAGUGUAUAAAUCUACAAAACAAGCUCAAGCAG
Molecule: messenger RNA, 1011 nt
Organism: Mercenaria mercenaria
Lineage: Eukaryota; Metazoa; Mollusca; Bivalvia; Venerida; Veneridae
Molecular function (GO): protein binding
Source: RefSeq, a predicted model, not a curated record